Molecule: messenger RNA, 1266 nt
Organism: Micromonas pusilla CCMP1545
Lineage: Eukaryota; Viridiplantae; Chlorophyta; Mamiellophyceae; Mamiellales; Mamiellaceae
Exons: 1
Coding region: 1-1173 (390 amino acids)
Source: RefSeq, a predicted model, not a curated record
AUGGCGACCGCGGCGACGUCCGUCGCGCUCGUCGCUUCUUCGACGCGACGAGCGCGUCGUCCGCGAUGGACCUCGUGUCCGACGCGGUGCGGCGCGAGCCCGUUCGGGGGCGGCGAGAUCCCCCCCGCUGGAGGUAGCGCGUUCGGGAGCGCGACGACGAAGACGUCCGGCUCCGCGAGUCCCUUCGGCGGCGCGGGAUCGUCCUCCGCGACCGAUCCGUUCGAGACGGGUGCGCGGCGUCGCCCUCUUUCCUCCGUCUCCGUCUCCUCGAACGAUACCGCGCGUCGCGCCGACGUCGACGCCGCUCUUAUCCAACAACCAUCGUUCACGCUCGCAGGGACGCGCGAUCGGAAACCGACGAACGAAACUUCGUCGCCGGCGCAGCCGUCUUCGUCGUCGUCGUCGUCGUCCACCUCGGUAUCCUACCGCGCGUGGGACGACGUCGAGGUGUACGAAGUCCCGGACGACCUCCGACGCGCCGGGUCCUCGCGCGUGGAAGAGCACGUGACGUUCUACGGCCUGGACGAACUCUUCCCGGGGAGCGGGUUGGGCGAGACGUUCAACGCGUCCGCGGCGUUUCGAACGGCGAUUCGAGCGGCGAUGCGCGAGGACAUGUUCGUUCCGGACCCGAGCAAGAGCGAUAAAAUAAACACGGCGAUAUCGUCGCUAGGGUGCUCGGUCAUGGUGAACUGGAAGCGGUCGAAGAGCGGGUACGCGGCGCUGACGAAGGUGUUCGAAUCGAACGGCGUCCGCGGCGUCACCGGCGAGGCGUUCAUCCUCGCGCUCGGCGGUCUCUGCGGGACGGAGUCGCACGGGUCGUUGAUCGACAUCACCGGGACGGGGCGAAGAAAAGAGCGGCACUCGUGGCACCAGGACUCCGGUUUAGAUCGACGCACGGUCAUGCUCGGGUUCCCCCCGAGCGACGGCUUCGACGGCGUCGGCGUGUUCUCGCACGCCGCCAAACUGUCGCACCCGCUGCGUCGCGCCGACGGCGACGACGCGGAGGGCGCCGUGAUCCAAUGGGAAGACUUCGACGCGGGGGAGCUCCCCGUGGAAGUGAUCGGACGGCCGGAGUAUCGACCAGGGCACGAGGUGAUGGUGUACUGCGACGCGACGCACGUUCACAGCGCGCCGGACGAGACGAACCGGGAGAGCGUUUGGAGAUUUAUGUGAGCGUCAGCCGAGAGAGGCGACUGUAAAGCGCAGCAGAGGUCGCGAAAAUAAUCGAGAAAUUCAGUCCGAAAUCAAAAAAGGAUAACUCAGAAA